Molecule: messenger RNA, 2526 nt
Organism: Verticillium alfalfae VaMs.102
Lineage: Eukaryota; Fungi; Ascomycota; Sordariomycetes; Glomerellales; Plectosphaerellaceae
Exons: 2
Coding region: 1-2526 (841 amino acids)
Source: RefSeq, a predicted model, not a curated record
AUGAUUCCUUGUCAAACUACUGAGCCCCUACACAACGAUGCCCCUGUCGACUUGUCCGACCGCAAGUCGAAGGCAGGUGUCGUACCCCGCCAUCACGUGACGGUGCCGUGUGUCCAGGAGAGUCCGUCAAAAGCUGACGUCACAGAGAUCCCCACAGAUGUGACAGGUCUCCCACCAAGAGACCGACACCGUCCCCGAUCCCGACCUCCACUACCAGAGCGUACGGUGCCCGCUAAGCCGCCGACGCGCCCGUCCCCUAAGACUUUCUAUCAUCCCGAUUUUCCGGCUCUGGUCCUGGUAUCCGGAACCGACGCGCACAUGGCACGGUCUUCGUCACGGGAGUCUGGUCACUCUCUUCCUCCCGCCUAUUCCUUUGUUGACGGACUAGGGGAUAACCGAUUCCUCGCUCCCGACCCUCGACAAACAUCUACUCAAUCACUGACACCGUCCUUCGUUGGCGCAGAUGAUACUGAGACAAGGCGGACUUUGCUUGUGGUUUACAUCCAUGGCUUUUACGGCAACGACCAGUCGUUUCAGUCCUUCCCUGCUCAUGUACACAAUUACCUCAAGAAUGAGCUGAGUGACAACUAUGUCAUUCACUCCAAGAUAUAUCCCCGGUAUAAGACAUACAAGGCUAUUACGCUUGCCAGAGACAACUUUAGCUCAUGGCUGCAACCACACGAGAGUCCUACAACCGACAUUGUUCUCGUUGGCCACUCCAUGGGAGGAUUACUGGCCGCUGAUGUUGCUCUGAUGCCCAAUCGUGACCCUUACUCGUCGCAUCCUCUGAAACAUCGUCUCUUGGGGACCAUCUCUCUUGAUUCCCCUUUCUUGGGGCUUCAUCCAGGUAUCAUCGUUUCGGGCAUCAGCAGUCUUUUCCGGUCCAACCCCAGCCCCCCCGAAACCCCCGAACCGGGAGCGGGACCCUCCACAACAUUGAGUCCCAUACUUUCUGGAACAGCAAGUCCUGAACCCUCUCAAUAUGGUUCCACGACAUCGAUCAACCAGAUUUCUUCCAUUGACAACAGCUCCACAACGUCGAUCUCACCCCAGCCUUCAAAUGACCCCUUCUUCAACCCGUCCUACUUUAACGACGUCCCCUUCAGAGAACAGCCCUUCAAGAAGCGACUGCUACAUUUUGUCAAGAAGCAUUCGUCCGAAGGCGUAAUCGGCGCAGCCAGAAACCAUGUUCUCUCCCAUCUUGAAUACGGCGGCUGCCUUGCAGACUAUCCCACUCUCAACUCACGCUACAGCAGGAUCCGCGCCCUCGAAGACGUUGACGAACUCCACUCGCUCCGUCAGCAGAGCCAUGGACCUGCUGCGUCGCAAAAUCAACCCGUUGCACGUGUUCGUUUUGUGAAUUAUUAUACUAUUAGCACUGGCAGGCCCAAAAGGGUCAAGUCGAGGUCCCACGGCCCAUCGCGCAGCCGUUCACCAGAGCCCGACACGACAACUGACCAUCUGGAGGCUGGAUCGAUGGAAGAUCGCGGUUCCUUGGUAUCGCCUUUAAUGUCUGCCUCGGUAGGCGAUGUGGCCACGCCUGGCAUACGGCUUGCUGAGCCUAGCGGUGUCGAGGAGAAGCUUCUCUCUCCUACCGAAGCUGCUGCAGCACAGGACAACCUGCCACCGGCGGCUUCAAUGCAGCAUAUUGACCCGUUUCCAGAAUCAUCCGAGGUCGGCGACAGCGAGCAUGUUGUUCAUGUCAGUUCCAGCUUGAGCCAGCACCACAAUGACAGCACAGCAGACCUGCCAGCUGUUCCUGAUCUGCCUCCUAGACCGGUGACGCCAGACCUAGAUGCCUGUCCAGAUAAGGAUUCUCGACGCCAGGCAGAGAAAGAAGCCAAGCGCGACCUGAAAACCUACGAGCAGGCCGUGAAGAAUCGCGAGAAGGCCAUCAAGGAGCGCCAGAAAUUGGCGGACAAGCGGCGGAAGAAGGCUGAGAAGGACACCCAGAAGUCAGAGAAGGAGGCUGGAAAAGCGCAAGCCAAGUCCCACACCAGGGAACAGGCACAGCGUGAGGCAGAGGCCGAACAGAGGCGACAGGAGGCCGAGCAGCGGGCGAAAGAGGCAGCCGACAGAGAACGCGAGGCAGCGGAAAGAGAUGGGCGGCCGAUGCCUGCUCAUGAAGCGCAACAACAACAGCAGCAGCAGCAGCCAUCCAAUGAGCAAUGCCAAGCAGACACCGAUAACACGGACCGAGGUCGAGAAGGAAGUCCAUCACGAGGCCGCACAACAACAGCGGAGAGGGAGGCCCGCGCUAUCGAGGCGAAAAAGCCGGCGAAAGAGCGCAAGUUUUGUGUGCUGCCGCGUCGAGUCGGCGAGGGAAAGGACGACACGUGGGUAUCAAUCUUCAUGGAGGGUGUGGAUGAGGUAGGCGCUCAUUGCGGUCUUUUCUUCCCAGGCACUCACUACGAGGGCUUGGUCGGUAACGUUGGACAAAGGGUGGUGGAGUGGGCUCAAGAGAGCCUUUCGAACAGGGCCAUUCUCGAGCUGGCGCAGACCACUGAUGAUUUGCGACUUGACUGA